Molecule: messenger RNA, 731 nt
Organism: Parasteatoda tepidariorum (common house spider)
Lineage: Eukaryota; Metazoa; Arthropoda; Arachnida; Araneae; Theridiidae
Product: ganglioside GM2 activator
Biological process (GO): lipid transport; ganglioside catabolic process
Cellular component (GO): cytoplasmic side of plasma membrane
Molecular function (GO): lipid carrier activity; enzyme activator activity
Source: RefSeq, a predicted model, not a curated record
GUGUUGUUAUCUCAGGAACAAAGAUAAAGACUAGCAUUUCGAUAAAUCGUAAAAAUAUUAACGACAAUACCUUCCAAAUUGUGAUUUUUCAAAUAUUUCCCCAGCAAAAUCAUUAAAACAAUGGCCAUUUAUAUAUAUUUUUUAACCCUCUUUAUAGCUACUUUAUAUCAAAAAACUGCUGCCACAGAUAAAUUUAUAUUUGAAGAUUGCAGCAAAGGCUACAAAAGUAUUGUUACCAUAGACAAUUUUUCCCUAAAACCUGAUCCUAUAUCCUUGAGUCGAAAUAUUACAGUGUCUGGUAACAUAAUUCUCCACGAAGAUGUUCCGGAUGGUGCUUUAGUCAAGGCUAAGUUUUACAAGGUAAAACAUUUGUUUGGAGUCGCUGUAAGCAUUCCUGUACCCUGCGUAUUUGGCUAUGGAUCUUGUACAAAUGAGCACUGCAAAUAUAUGAGUGGAACAAAAGAACAAAUUUGCCCAUUCUUUCCAACAGGCGAGAAAUGUGAUUGUCCAUUGAAAGCUAACUCGUACAGCGCAUCUAACAUUAUCAUGGCACCACCAGAUCUCGGACCUCUAGUAAAGUAUCUCGCCUCGGGUCAUUUUAAGUUUGAAAUGAGAAUACUGACGAAAAAACCCUCCAAAGAGAUAGCCUGCGUUUAUUUCACUGGAAAAAUUGUUCCCUGAAAUAUGUAUGUUCUUGUCAUAUAAAUUAAUAAACAAGUUUUCAUUUCAAA